GCGGGCCGCUCGCUGGGGGCAGCCAUCUUGGCGCGAGCGGUGGCCGCCGAGGCCCAAACUUCCUCCGCGCGGGGCGUUCGCGCGCUUCCCAGGGCGUCUCCUGGAAGUAGGCAGCUGCGGGCCGAAAGGCGGAGCCUGUAAAAGUUGCAGACACCCUUCCUUCUCCCUCCUGUGAAGUCCCAGGGAGCGGUGGCAGGUUUUCAUCCCUGCUCUAGAGGCAGUGUCUACAUCACCAUGGCGACUAGACAGAAGUUGAUGAGAGCUAUUAGAGUUUUUGAAUUUGGUGGACCAGAAGUGCUGAAACUCCAGUCGGAUGUUGUCGUGCCAGUUCCAAAAGAACAUCAGGUUCUAAUCAAAGUCCAUGCAUGUGGUAUCAACCCCGUGGAGACAUACAUUCGCACUGGUACUUAUAUUAGAAAACCGCUUUUACCCUAUACCCCUGGCACUGAUGUGGCGGGGGUUAUAGAAUCCAUUGGGAAUAAUGUGUCUGCUUUCAAGAAAGGUGACCGAGUCUUCACUAACAACACUAUCUCAGGGGGCUACGCAGAGUACGCUCUUGCUGAAGACCACACGGUGUAUGCACUGCCCGACCAGCUGGACUUCAAGCAGGGCGCCGCCAUCGGUAUCCCGUACUUCACCGCCUGCCGUGCUCUGUUCCAUAGUGCCCGUGUGAAAGCUGGAGAGAAAAUUCUGGUUCAUGGAGCCAGCGGAGGAGUUGGAUUAGCAACAUGCCAAAUUGCUAGAGCUUACGGCUUACAGGUUUUGGGCACAGCUGGUAGUGAGGAGGGACGAAAGAUUGUUUUGCAAAAUGGAGCCCAUGAAGUGUUUGAUCACAAAGAAGCUGAUUAUAUUAAUAAAAUCCAGAAAUCUGUUGGUGAAAAAGGAAUUGAUGUGAUUAUUGAGAUGUUGUCUAAUGUAAACCUUAAUAAUGAUUUGAAACUUCUGUCAUAUGGAGGACGAGUAAUAGUCGUUGGUUGCAGAGGCUCAAUUGAAAUAAACCCGCGGGAUACCAUGGCAAAGGAGACUUCUAUAAUUGGAGUUGCGCUGUUUUCAUCAACCAAGGUCAUAAAGGAAGGGAUUUUGAUGCUGGAGGAAUUUAAGCAGUUUGCAUCAGUUCUUCAAGCAGGAAUGGAGAUUGCAGAGGUCAUCGAGGUGGAAGACAAAACAUGUGCUAGUAGGGUUUCUGAAUCCAAGAUUGUAAGGAAAGCCACUCAUAUGAGUCAUGGGCCAAGUGAAGAGUGCACCCUGGGGUAUGCCUAUGGGGCACAGCCUGUGAGAGCCUACCUAAAGCUCCUGGCACAGCCUGGAGAGAAGGGUGGGAUGCAGGUGCAAGCCGUGCAUUAG
Messenger RNA from Octodon degus (degu), 1344 nucleotides. It is a transcript of the gene Cryz, whose product is annotated as crystallin zeta. The transcript has 10 exons. Gene Ontology annotation, cellular component: cytosol. Gene Ontology annotation, molecular function: NADPH binding; zinc ion binding; quinone reductase (NADPH) activity. Lineage: Eukaryota; Metazoa; Chordata; Mammalia; Rodentia; Octodontidae. The record is from RefSeq and is a predicted model, not a curated record. The coding region runs from base 235 to 1344 and encodes 369 amino acids.